Messenger RNA from Pistacia vera, 2320 nucleotides. RefSeq lists its product as uncharacterized. The coding region runs from base 164 to 1993 and encodes 609 amino acids. Gene Ontology annotation, biological process: positive regulation of growth. NCBI's taxonomy places the organism in Eukaryota, Viridiplantae, Streptophyta, Magnoliopsida, Sapindales, Anacardiaceae. The record is from RefSeq and is a predicted model, not a curated record. The transcript has 13 exons.
UAUGCACUUGAUUUUUUAUUUAUUUAAUAUUAUUAAUAAUAAUACUGUUUUUGGCGGGGAGGGGGCAGCUAUUGCCAUUUCUUUAGACUUUCACUUCUCUUUCUCUCUGACCUCUUCAUUCGAGAUCCUUUCAUGAUUGUCUGAAAACACAAAUCGAGAAACAAUGGGAGGUCUUUGUUCCAAGAAUAAUGGACUUCCGAAGUCAAAGGUUCAAGUUAGUGUUAAUCCUUACAAAUCAAAUGCGCCAUUGGAAGAACCAGUUUUUCAGAAGAUGGAGAAGCCUGAAUCGGAGCUCAAUCCUGAUGAUUUUUAUGACGGAAUUCCGCGGUUUACUCUGAAAUCUAGAUCGGUCAGGUCUACUCAGGCAGCUGUCGCUAAGGUUUCAGAGGUGAGUUCCCGUUUAGGAAGAGCUGGUACUGUUGGACUAGGAAAGGCAAUGAAUGUCCUAGAUACGCUUGGGAGCAGCAUGACCAAUUUGAACCCUCAGAGUGGAUUUCUUUCUGGAGUGGGAACUAAAAGCAAUGAACUCACGAUAUUAGCUUUUGAGGUUGCAAAUACAAUUGUUAAAGGAUCCAAUCUUAUGCAAUCUCUUUCUAAAAGCAGUAUAAGGGAGUUGAAAGAAGUGGUGCUUCUUUCAAAAGGUGUACAAAAUCUAGUGUCAAAAGAUAUGGAGGAACUCCUGAACAUUGUUGCUGCUGACAAGAGGGAAGAGUUGAAAAUUUUUACUGGAGAAGUGGUUCGUUUUGGAAAUCGUACUAAAGAUCCUCAGUGGCACAACUUGAACCGUUAUUUUGAGAAAAUUAGCCGAGAGCUCAUCCCACAAACCCAACUACAGGAAGAGGCAGAGUUGGUGAUGGAGCAAUUGAUGACUUUGGUUCAGAAUACAGCUGAACUGUACCAUGAAUUACAAGUUUUGGAUAGAUUUGAACAAGACUAUCAGCGUAAGCGUCAGGAGGAGGAUAAUUCAGGGGACAACUUUGCAAUAUGGGGGGCAGAAUUAAAGAGCCAAAGAAAGCUAGUGAAAAGUUUAAAGAAAAAGUCUCUUUGGUCGAGAAAUCUGGAAGAGGUGAUGGAGAAGCUUGUAGAUAUUGUCCAUUUCUUACUUCUUGAGAUGCACAAUGCCUUUGGCAGUACUGAUGCUGAUCAUAGUCCAUUUAAAGGAUCUAUAAACAUACAUCAAAGACUGGGACCUGCUGGCCUUGCUUUGCAUUAUGCGAAUAUAGUUAUGCAAAUUGAUACUCUUGUUGCACGAUCGAGCUCUAUGCCCCCAAAUACAAGAGAUGCUUUAUACCAGAGUUUACCACCAAGCAUAAAAUCAGCUCUACGCUACAAAGUACAAUCUUUAUCAGUCAAAGACGAGCUCACUGUUACAGAAAUCAAAGAUGAGAUGGAGAAGACUUUGCAGUGGCUUGUUCCAAUUGCCACUAACACAGCCAAAGCCCAUCAUGGAUUCGGCUGGGUUGGCGAAUGGGCUAAUACAGGGUCUGAUGGCAACCGGAAGUCUGCUGCUGGGACUACUGAUGUGAUUCGCAUUGAGACACUCCACCAUGCUGACAAGGGGAAAACAGAAGCCUAUAUUCUUGAUUUAGUAUUGUGGCUUCACCAUCUAGUCAACAGGGUUAAGAUUGGGGCCACCGUUGGUGGCAUAAAGUCACCCAUCAAGUAUCCAGUUGCGACACCCCUGCAAAAUGCAAAUAAGCAGACCAAAGAUGAGACCGCCAGUUCCCCGUUACUAACCCCGGAAGACCAGGAGAUCUUAGAGAAUGUAAGUAAAAGAAGAAGAAUCCGAGGAACAAGUAAAAGCCACGACUUUGACCGGAUAAAGUUGAAAAAAUAUGAUAGGCUGAGCAAGAGCAGUGGCCACUCCUUGCAAAGCGGAAAUAAGGAAUUAGUCGCCAUAAAGAGGCAUCCUUCUCAUCUUCCCAUAAUUUCAUUUGGUAUAGAGAAGGAAAAGGUACUGGAUGUCAUUGACAGAGUUGAUGAGCUUAGAUAAUCUAAAGAAUUGAAAUAUACAGAGACAAGACAAAAAGUGCCAGAGUAAUAUGACAACAUUAUGGGAAAAGAAAAAGUAUUAAGGAAUGUUAGUAACACUAUUUGUUAUUCUAUUUUUAACACGUGUAUAAAAGAUAAAUAAUAAUAAGUUGGUAAUAUAUUAUUCUUUUGUAUUUGUGUCAUAAGUGUUUCUUUGGGGCACUGGCAGUCGAUGGAAAUGGGGUGUAUGUGUAAGUUUUUAAGAUAAUUUCUUGUAAGUUUAUCUUUGUGUAAUUUGUUUUGACGUGGUUAUUUGAUUAUAUUCAACAAUUCUUUUUGUUGUCUUUUA